This is a messenger RNA of Rhagoletis pomonella (apple maggot), 1884 nucleotides long. Its product is annotated as GATOR complex protein NPRL2-like. Gene Ontology annotation, cellular component: GATOR1 complex; vacuolar membrane. The record is from RefSeq and is a predicted model, not a curated record. Lineage: Eukaryota; Metazoa; Arthropoda; Insecta; Diptera; Tephritidae. Gene Ontology annotation, molecular function: GTPase activator activity. Gene Ontology annotation, biological process: negative regulation of TORC1 signaling; positive regulation of autophagy; cellular response to amino acid starvation.
GGUAAAAUGCAAGUUAGUUCACAUGACUAUUAUGAAGGAUGCGGUCGCGAGGGACAAAUUCGUUGUAUAUUCCUCAGUGAGUUCCAUGCGACAGCUGGUUGCAAAAUCACCUGCCAGGUGCCCGCGGACUAUGUUAGCAAAGAAGUAUUUGAUGCGAUUAAUGUGUACAUCAUACCGAAACCUCACCUACAGCGCUGUAUACUAACAGUGAAUGCGAUGGAUGUAAAAAUAGUGGGUUAUCCAGUUGGUAUUGAGAAUCAGCAGAAGUAUGCGCGUAAUGCGUUCCUAUUCAAUUUAUGCUUUGUAUGCGACUCGUGGGCAAGAUCAGUGCAGUAUGAACCAGUGGUAAAAAAAUUAUCAGAGUAUUUGAUAAUGAUGGAAGAAGAGUCGUGCUUCUUGUCGAGAGAUGGCGAUAACAAGAUGAAGUUGCAAAAAAUAUUUGAGACUGUAAUAAAGGAUUUGAAUGAAAAGAAAGUAACUACAAUUGUGGAAGGAGAUACUACAAUUUAUUUAAAAAUAGUAACACAUAAACCCGACCCACCUGUUGUAAAAGAUCACAUGGUGCCUUUGCUAUUAGUGGACUUUAAAAAUACACCUCUAGAUAAAUGGGAUUUAACUACGCAACAGAUCUUCCCAUACAUUAAUGGGAUCAAUCACAUUGCACGAAUAGCGGCCGAAGCAGAUGUAGAAACUAAUUUGGUAAAAUCCUGCAUACAAAAUUUGGCUUAUUAUGGUGUUGUACAUCUACUGCCUAUACUCAAGUAUAGCAACGUCUAUAUGUGCACGCAACAUUUGAAGAGUUUAAUUAAAAUUCCCUCAUUGAGUCACGCCUGCCGCAAAUAUGUUGCACUAAAUCCUGAUAAGUCACAUCCAUCAAUACAGAAAAUCUUUCAAUUUUACGCAUCAAUGACGCAUGGCGUUACACUUCGUGCAAUUUGUCAACGCUUGUGUCCACAAAAUUACAACAUCGAUGAAAGAAAACUAGUCAUAUUUGGUUUGCAACAUAAAUUCAUUCGCUGCAUUCACAAAUAUCCUGUGUUUACGGGUUCUGUGCCGUCAGGGCGUCAAAAAAUGUAUACAGGACUUUCGAGCUUUGAUGAGAUUUGCUGUAAAACAGGCCUAUCGCCAUUUAAUAUUGAGAAGGACAUCGAUAAGGAUACUAACGUGACGGUAAUAUGGAAAUAAGGUAGCACUUUGCCGUUUUUGGUUAAAACUUAGCCCGUUUAAUUAACUCCUUACUGGAGAAUAUGCAUUAAUUCUACAAUGUGCAUUAAGUUUUGAUUUAGAAUUAAGACUAUAAAUACGUUGCGACAUAUUUUAAAGGUUAAAAAUAUUUUUGAAUAUUUCAAACAAGAAAAUGAAAAUCAGUUAAAUGGUAAGUUUUGUCUUCAUUUUAAUUAUGACUUCACUAAUUUUAAUCACUUAACUAGUGUUUUGAAAUCGCUGUUAUAUCUAAGAUUUUAUAAAAAUAGAAAAAAAUCUAUCGAGAAAUCUUCUGGAUUUAGAUUUUGCGAUUUUAAGAGUAAUAUUUUAAAGGAACAAGUUUUAACUGAAAAAGUCAGAAAUUUCAGAAAAUCUACUACGAAAUAUUUAGUUAGGUUUUCCACAUUCUAAAAAAGUAAAAUUGAUUCUUUAUAUGCGAGUUAUUGCGAAGUCCACCACGGUUGGAAAAAUUCGUAGCUUCGAGUUUCGUGUAAUCUACGAAAAUGCUAUCAGAGAAUCCGAAUGGCUAAGAACGAAAACUCGACAUUCGUAGAGAGCCUUCACUGAAUCCGCUCGUAAUGAAGAUUCGUACAGAUACUCUACGACGAGUUUAUGCUGUCGUAGCAAAAUUUAAAAUCAUUGAAUCUAAAAAUAAUGAAAAAAGCUGCAUUAUUGUUAAUA